This is a messenger RNA of Penicillium macrosclerotiorum, 156 nucleotides long. RefSeq names its product 60S ribosomal protein eL39. The record is from RefSeq and is a predicted model, not a curated record. The transcript is spliced from 3 exons. Gene Ontology annotation, biological process: translation. NCBI's taxonomy places the organism in Eukaryota, Fungi, Ascomycota, Eurotiomycetes, Eurotiales, Aspergillaceae. Gene Ontology annotation, cellular component: cytosolic large ribosomal subunit; ribosome. Gene Ontology annotation, molecular function: structural constituent of ribosome. Bases 1 to 156 code for a protein of 51 amino acids.
AUGCCGAGCCACAAGACUUUCCGCACCAAGCAGAAGCUUGCCAAAGCUCAGCGCCAGAACCGUCCUAUCCCCCAGUGGAUUCGCCUGCGCACUGGCAACACCAUCAGAUACAACGCUAAGCGGCGACACUGGCGCAAGACCCGUCUGGGCAUCUAA